Cinclus cinclus is the source of this 1019-nucleotide messenger RNA. It is a transcript of the gene ETNK2, whose product is annotated as ethanolamine kinase 2. Gene Ontology annotation, molecular function: ethanolamine kinase activity. The coding region runs from base 354 to 1019 and encodes 221 amino acids. Gene Ontology annotation, cellular component: cytoplasm. The record is from RefSeq and is a predicted model, not a curated record. Gene Ontology annotation, biological process: phosphatidylethanolamine biosynthetic process. Lineage: Eukaryota; Metazoa; Chordata; Aves; Passeriformes; Cinclidae. The transcript has 6 exons.
AGCAUCAGGUUUUGAUGAUGAGAGUUUUCCUGGGAACUUGGAGUAAAGAAUUUCUGGGAAGCUGGGAUUUCUUGGGAAGCAGAGUUUAGGGCUGAAUUAUCCCUGAAAACGGGAAUUCUGAAAUGCUUCAGAGGCUGAUCCCUGACACGGAAUGGAGCUAUGCCAACCCUGUGUUUUAAACCGGAUUUUCAGGGAAUCCCCCUCAACACACCCCAAAGCUCUUUUGGGUUUGUUGGGGUUUUUUUUUUGGUUUUAUUGCUUUUUUUUUUUUUUUUAUCGUGGGGGGAUUUUCAGGAUUUGGGAUCACGUCUCACCCCUGUCCUGUGCUCCACUCCAGGCUGGUAGCCCGGGAGAUGGCCCGAGUCCACGCCAUCCACGCCAACGGGAGCCUCCCCAGGCCCAUCCUGUGGCAGAAGCUGCACAAAUACCUCAGCCUGGUGAAGACAGAGCUCAGCCCAAAGGUAUCCAACCCCAGCCUCCCGCAGGACGUGCCCAGCGCGGAGGUGCUGGAGCAGGAGCUGUCCUGGAUGCAGGAGACGCUGUCACAGCUGGGCUCCCCCGUGGUGCUGUGCCACAACGACCUCCUGUGCAAGAACAUCAUCUACGACAGGACACGAGAGCACGUUCGGUUCAUCGACUACGAGUACACGGGGUACAACUACCAGGCCUUUGACAUCGGGAACCACUUCAAUGAGUUCGCAGGUGUGAAGGAGGUGGAUUAUGGCCUCUACCCCAGCAAGGAGACGCAGCUGCAGUGGCUGCACUCCUACCUGCAGGCCUACAAGGAGCUCACCCAGGGGCACCCAGGUGACACCCAGGUGUCCGAGGAGGAGCUGGAAACUCUCUACGUGCAAGUGAACAAGUUCUCCUUGGCAUCCCAUUUCCUCUGGGCGUGCUGGGGCCUGAUCCAGGAUAAAUACUCAACCAUAGACUUUAAUUUCUUAAGAUAUGCAAAGCUAAGGUUUAAACAGUACUUCAAGAUGAAGCCCGUGGUCACAGCCCUGCAGGUCCCCAAAUAA